Protopolystoma xenopodis is the source of this 468-nucleotide messenger RNA. The record is from the annotation of a GenBank genome assembly. NCBI's taxonomy places the organism in Eukaryota, Metazoa, Platyhelminthes, Monogenea, Polystomatidea, Polystomatidae.
AUGGCUGCAAGGAUGGUACCCCGCUCUGACCAUGCCCGGGGCCGAGUUCUGAUUGAACUUCCGCAUCUCUCGCCUCGACCCGAACUAGCCGGUUUGCCUGCCGGCUAUCUGAUCACUAGGUUUCACGCCAUCGAUCAUGAUCUCGGCGCCAACUCUAGCCUCAUUUAUCUGCUCCGAGGAUCCAAAGCUUUGUUGGGCACCAUGAAAUCCAGACGUUCACAGGACUUUGGCGGACCCAACCAUCUCGAUCGAGGCUGGCUUCAAACGCGAGGUCAACACGAACAAACGGAUGACUAUGUCAUCGAUACCGAGCCUCAAUAUCAGGAAGCUGAAAUGGCGGCCGAUGAAGCAUUAUGUCAACUUGGAAGAUUGAGAGGGAGACUCAAUAGUGUCUGGCUACGACUAGACAAGAGCACAGGCAUGUUGACAACAUUGACACAGUGGAGGGGUCUUGGAGAAUGCAGGUAA